AUGGCACCCAAGGGCAAGGGCGACCAGCCCAAGGCGAAGAAGGUCGUUGUGGACAAGACCUUUGGUAUGAAGAACAAGAAGGGAGGAGCCGCCCAGAAACAGAUUGCGCAACUCAAAGCCACGCAAGCAUCUGGAGGUACACCGGAUGAGAAGCGCAAGGCGGCGGAGAAGGCACAGCGCGAGAAGGAAAAGGCCGCGGCCGAGGCGGCGCGCAAAGAAACCGCUGAGCUCUUUAAGCCAGUGCAAGUUCAGAAGGUUCCAUUCGGAACCGAUCCCAAGACAGUGCUGUGCCAGUUCUUCAAGAAGGGCAACUGCGAAAAGGGCAAGAAGUGCAAGUUUAGUCACGACCUGGCUGUUGAACGCAAGACCGAGAAGAAGAGUUUGUAUACCGACAGCAGAGACCAGGAGAAGACAGAAGAUGAGGAGCGCAAGAAGAAGGACAACAUGGACGACUGGGACGAGACCAAGCUACGAGAAGUCGUCCUGAGCAAGCAUGGAAACCCCAAAACCACAACAGACAAGGUGUGCAAGUACUUUAUCCAGGCUAUCGAAGACCAGAAGUACGGUUGGUUCUGGACAUGUCCAAAUGGCGGAGACAAGUGCUUCUAUAAACAUUCUCUCCCACCCGGCUUCGUCAUCAAGACCAAAGAGCAACGCGCAGCUGAGAAGGCCCUUAUGGCCAACUCCCCACUCAACACUCUCACGCUGGAAGAUUUCCUCGAGUCGGAACGUCAUAAGCUCACCGGAAAACUUACGCCCGUCACACCAGAAACGUUUGCUAAAUGGAAGAAGGAGCGUAUCGACAAGAAGCAGGCCGAAGAAGAGGCUAAGAGGCUCAAGGAGGCCACUGGUAGGGCUAUGUUUGAAAAGGGUGACUGGGCUCAAGACAGCGACGAGGAUAGCAGCGAUGGUGAAGCCGACGACGAAUGGAAUCUGGAAUCCAUGAGGAGAGAGACGGAAGCCGCACGGCAAAGGAAGGAGGAGGAGCGCAUUGCUGCCUCUAUGGAGAACAUGACCGUUUCUUGA
Molecule: messenger RNA, 1026 nt
Organism: Bipolaris zeicola 26-R-13
Lineage: Eukaryota; Fungi; Ascomycota; Dothideomycetes; Pleosporales; Pleosporaceae
Exons: 2
Coding region: 1-1026 (341 amino acids)
Biological process (GO): cytoplasmic translation
Cellular component (GO): cytosol
Molecular function (GO): mRNA binding; metal ion binding
Source: RefSeq, a predicted model, not a curated record